GUUAAUUUCAAAUGACCGUGGGUGCCUCGUAGGCUGAGAUGACUCGAGGCUUCCAGGAAUAUCUUGUGUUAUGAACUCUAAAUGGCUCCGUUGUAUAUUUAAAAAGCAAGCUCCUAGCGUGUAUUUACUUUGUUUUCCCUGGGCUGGUGGAGGAGCGAGUUAUUACGCUGCUAAAUGGGGCAAAAACUUCCCUGACAAUAUUGAAGUUUAUGGAGUGUGCUUGGCGGGAAGAGAGAAUCGAUUUUCGGAGCCGUUCUGCACGGACUGGAAAGUCCUUGUGGAAGAAAUUUGUCGUGAUAUCCACAAAGACUUGGAAAAUAAACAGUUCGUUUUAUGGGGGCAUAGUUUAGGUGCUGGAAUUGCCUUUGAAACAGCGAGAUACUUAAAGAAGCACUAUGGAUUGGAACCAUCUCAUCUCUUAAUAUCUGGUACCUCAGGGCCUGAGGUUCCCAGAACAUCAGCUGGUGCAUCUCGGCUAUCUAAUGAACAGCUUGCCGACAAGAUAAAACAUUGGGGAGGAACACCACAGGCUAUUCUUGAUAACAAAGACAUUAUGGAUAUUAGUGUCCGAAUACUAAGAGCUGAUCUCACUCUGUUGGAAAAUUACAGAUUUGUUCCCGACAAUAGUGAUAUGGUUGUGCUGUCGUGUCCUAUAACAUGUUUUGAUGGUAGCGCCGAUCUACACCACCAAGAAGGUUGGAGUCAGGUAACAAAUGGUGCAUAUAACAGACAUGUGAUAUCUGGAGGACACUUUUAUUUCAUGAAUAACCCCAUUAGUGAAAAAUCUCUCUUGGAUCUUAUCACGUCAACGGUACUGCAGAAACCUUAAAGGACUUCAUUAUCAGCUAAGCAUUCCAUAAAUGAGAUUUUUUUUUCCAAAUAAAAAGAUUUUAAAUUCCU
Molecule: messenger RNA, 900 nt
Organism: Actinia tenebrosa (Australian red waratah sea anemone)
Lineage: Eukaryota; Metazoa; Cnidaria; Anthozoa; Actiniaria; Actiniidae
Product: S-acyl fatty acid synthase thioesterase, medium chain
Biological process (GO): lipid biosynthetic process
Source: RefSeq, a predicted model, not a curated record